This is a messenger RNA of Phragmites australis (common reed), 1145 nucleotides long. RefSeq lists its product as uncharacterized. The transcript is spliced from 7 exons. Bases 175 to 996 code for a protein of 273 amino acids. NCBI's taxonomy places the organism in Eukaryota, Viridiplantae, Streptophyta, Magnoliopsida, Poales, Poaceae. The record is from RefSeq and is a predicted model, not a curated record.
ACUGCUCGAGUUCUUCCGCCUCUGCUUCCAGCGACCACGGCCGCGCGACUCCUCUCCCCGUUUCCCCCGCGCGCGCGGCCUGUGUGCCCCUCCGGCCAGCCGCGUAGCUCGUAGCCGGCUGCACUGUGAAAAGCUCGACCACGGUCGUGCGAGCCUCACCUGCCGUCCUCGUCCAUGCCUCCGGAGAAAUCCCCGCAGUCCUCAGUUGUUUAUGAACAAAGAGUUGUAAUUCCAAACAAGCAUGGGGAGAAGCUUGUUGGUUUAUUGCAUCAAACAAGUUCAAAGAAACUUUUGAUCCUCUGUCAUGGAUUCCGAGCCACAAAGGAUGACAGCAUCUUGGUUGACCUUGCUGCUGCUGUAACAAGGGAAGGAAUUAAUGCUUUUCGGUUUGAUUUUGCUGGAAAUGGGGAAAGUGAAGGUGAAUUCCAAUAUGGAAGCUAUCGAAAAGAGGCAGAUGACUUGCGCUCUGUAGUAUCAUAUUUCUCAAAACAGAAAUAUGACAUUAUUGCUCUUAUUGGGCAUAGUAAAGGUGGAAAUGCUGUGCUUCUAUAUGCUUCCAUGUACCAUGAUGUUCCCAUCAUUGUGAAUAUUUCUGCCCGCUUUGCAUUAGAGCGAGGUAUUGAUGGGCGCCUUGGGAAGAAUUUCAUGCAGAAAAUGAAGAAAGAUGGGUAUAUAGAUGUCAGUAAUAAAAAGGGGGAGUUUGAGUACCGGGUGACGAAAGCAACUCUGAAAGACCGGCUGAGCACUGAUACCCUUCUUUCGAGCCGUGCCAUAAGCAAAGACUGCAGGGUCCUCACAAUCCACGGCUCCAAAGAUGAGAUCGUCCCGGUGGAAGACGCCCGGCUGUUCGCGGCAAACAUCCCCAACCAUGAGCUGCGCAUAAUCGCAGGCGCCAACCACCGCUACACCGGCCACGAGCAGGAGCUGACUUCACUUGUGCUGGGCCUCAUCAAGUCCCAUCACCAAACCACGUUGCCAUUGCGUCCAAAACUGUAGAACUCUUCGACACGACAAUUUGUGAAGCCUGAUCCUUGCUCUAAAUUCCUUGUUCCAAUCCGGAUGGAUGUGGAUGUUAUCCAGAACUGGAUUUGCUGGAAGAUACAUCUCAAUCGCCAUGACUCGCAAGUCAAAAAAGUCUGUACCAU